CAGUUUAUCGAAUACGUCAAACAAGGAGAGAAUCUCCGGCAUCUCCCGGUAAAGCUCGCCCAGAUUCGAGCAUAGACUCGUCGAUAAACCGUAUCGGAAGGAUGACUGUAUAAUUUGUUCUCUAAUUCAAUGGAUCUGCAUGAGGCGUACUGAUGUCAUUAUUCUGGAUAGUCGUCGGUCAGCUUGCAGCCAUCGAAACAAUGUCCACCUCAAAGAAAGUGAUUACAAGGGAGGAGUGGGAAAAGAAACUAGAAGACGUAAAGAUUAGGAAGGAAGAUAUGAAUAAACUAGUGAUGAAUUUUCUUGUGACAGAGGGUUAUGUUGAAGCUGCAGAAAAAUUUCGGAUGGAGUCUGGCACUGAACCAGAUAUUGAUCUUGCUACAAUUACUGACCGCAUGGCAGUAAAGACGGCAGUGCAGUGUGGAAAUGUUGAGGAUGCAAUUGAAAAGGUUAAUGAUCUGAAUCCCGAGAUACUGGAUACGAAUCCACAACUAUUUUUCCAUUUGCAACAGCAAAGGUUGAUUGAAUUAAUACGCAAUGGAAAAGUAGAGGAAGCACUGGAGUUUGCUCAGGAGGAGCUUGCACCAAGGGGUGAAGAAAAUCAAAGCUUUUUAGAAGAGUUGGAAAGGACUGUUGCACUUUUGGCAUUUGAAGAUGUGUCAAAUUGCCCUGUUGGAGAGCUUCUUGAUAUAUCACAGCGUCUGAAGACUGCUAGUGAGGUGAAUGCAGCCAUUCUGACUAGCCAGAGUCAUGAAAAAGAUCCAAAGCUUCCAAGCUUGUUAAAGAUGCUGAUCUGGGCUCAGAAUCAACUUGAUGAGAAGGCUGUGUAUCCCCGAAUAAAUGAUUUAUCCACUGCCAUACUGGAGGAUCCUACCGUUUGAAGGAUGUAAAAACUUCAAAUGUGAAAAAACUGGGUCAGUCCAUGUACUACUGCAUUGAAUGAGCAGAAUGAAGACUCAUGUGAAUACUUGGGAGUUUGGGUAGUAUGAUUUUUUCCCUUUUCAUUCUGGCCUUUGAUGCUCUAUUGUACACAUGCUUGCUCAUUGACAAACUUUUCCUUAGCUAA
Messenger RNA from Telopea speciosissima, 1066 nucleotides. RefSeq names its product protein GID8 homolog. Gene Ontology annotation, cellular component: nucleus; cytoplasm. The coding region runs from base 153 to 881 and encodes 242 amino acids. The transcript is spliced from 7 exons. NCBI's taxonomy places the organism in Eukaryota, Viridiplantae, Streptophyta, Magnoliopsida, Proteales, Proteaceae. Gene Ontology annotation, biological process: proteasome-mediated ubiquitin-dependent protein catabolic process. The record is from RefSeq and is a predicted model, not a curated record. Gene Ontology annotation, molecular function: protein binding.